Messenger RNA from Sphaeroforma arctica JP610, 2200 nucleotides. RefSeq lists its product as hypothetical. NCBI's taxonomy places the organism in Eukaryota, Ichthyosporea, Ichthyophonida. Gene Ontology annotation, cellular component: cytosol. The transcript has 5 exons. Gene Ontology annotation, molecular function: pyridoxal phosphate binding; transaminase activity. The record is from RefSeq and is a predicted model, not a curated record. The coding region runs from base 430 to 2034 and encodes 534 amino acids.
GCAUAAUAUUGUUUCGCGGUCUUGCGGUGCCCUAGAGGGGAGGGGUCAAGCCGCUAAGGGUGAUGAAUUAAGGGAAAGCUCCUGUUGAUAUGCAUCUAUAAGUGUCGUCGUUUCCAUAUACACAUAUAGUCACAUCGCAUAUAUGGUACGUAUUCAACGUACAUGCGUAUGUUUAGAUAUUCUAUCCGCACUUACCAGUGUUCUAAGUGAAGCUACUGUCAGAUAAUUAUUCACUAGUUACACUGAAAGAUAUUUAACUAUAUCUGCUAUCUUGGAUCUCGCUUAGACAGUGUUCAGGACAGAAAAAACUACAUAAAUAUAGACUUUAUUAACUAGUAUCGCCUAGUUAAUUUGUAACUUUUUUGUUUGGUUUCAUACAUUGCACCCGGUACCGCAAUUACACCCAACGCCACACUUUGCACAUUCAAGAUGGCCUCCGCAGCUUUGAUGUUUCGAGGAAUGGCUCGUUCUCGCACUGUACACUACGUGCGUACGUACAAUGUGGCACACCCGCUGCAGUACUCAACAUCCACCACCCGUCCUGACAAAACUGGAUACGGGUUUUCGGUGAUCAAGGGAGAGGGCUACAAUAUAGGCAAUCGUCCUCAGCUGAAACCACAGGACAAUAGUUCGGGUACUGUUGAUUUGGCCAAGCACAAGGCCACUACUUGGCCAAGAGAGGACACUAUCGCCGCAUUCAAAGACCACGCGCUGUUCUCAUGGGGUUCGCAGGAGGGAAGCAUGGCCACGGCUGUGCAUGUGAAGGAAACGAAGGGUGUGUGGUGGUACGAUCAUGACGGACGGGACUACAUUGACUGGGGAUCGGGGGCUGUGUGCUCAAACCUAGGGCACACCAUGCCUCAGCCCAUUAAAGACGCCAUCAACGCGCAGAUUGACACCGUUCCCUUUGUGUACGGUGACACGGGUCUGGUAGACGUGCGUGCGCGUUUGAGUGCGUUGUUGGCUGAGCUUUGUCCGGCGGAUCUGAAUGGAUUCCUGUACGCCAGCAGUGGUGCGGAAGCGAACGAGGGAGCUAUUCGGUUGGCACGCUCAUACACGGGGAGGAACAAAAUCAUGAGCCGUUACCGAUCAUACCACGGAGGUACUACUUCUACACUCAACCUCACGGGUGACCCUAGAAAGUGGGUGACUGACCCCUUCUCCGUAGGGUUUGUGAAGAUGUUGGACCCCUGUCCUUAUAAUUUUGAGUGGGACGCCAAUCCGCAGGCCGCUGCUGAAAAAUGCCUGGAUGCUCUGCACGAACAGAUCCUCGCAGAAGGGUCGAACACCAUCGCAGCCAUCCACGUGGAGUCCAUUACCGGGUCCAACGGAUGGCUCAUGCCGCACCCUACCUACAUGCAAGGUGUGCGUGCGCUGUGCGAUCAGUACGGUAUCCUCAUGGUAAUCGAUGAGGUCAUGACCGGUUUCGGACGCACAGGCACUAUGUUCGGCUACCAGCACUUUGAAGGGGUUGUUCCGGAUAUGUUCACCUUUGCGAAGGGCUCCACGGCGGCGUAUGCACCGUUGAGUGGCAUUGGGGUUCGCCAACCCAUUCUGGACCAUUACAAGUCUAAUCCCACGGGUUAUGGGAGCACAUACUCGGCCCAUCCGUUGUCCUGUGCCGUUGCGUAUGCGACCGUAAAACACAUCUUAGACAUUGAUUUGUGUACACACGUACAGGCCAUGAGUGUGGUUAUGCAGGAAGAGAUGCAGCAGUUAGUCGAGAAGCACCCGUCUAUCAAAGCGGGGCGUGUUGUGGGGUUGGCGGGAGGGUUUGAUCUGUGCGGCAGAGACGGCAACUACAUGAUGCAGAUGCACGAGCAGACCGCGGAGAUCGGUUUGUUGAAGAACCUAUUAUUAGAACAGGGGGUGAUAGGUGUAUUCCGGGGUAACUUCGCUCAGUGCUGCCCUCCAUUGAUCAUUACUGAGGACGAAAUUCGAGAAGGGUUUAAACGAGUGGAUAGGGCUAUGACUAAGUUUGACAAUCAUUAUUUCGGAGCGGUGGAGAGUGACCCGGCACAGGCGUGCAAGUGAAUAGCAUCAAAGCAGCUGACUCAACGAUAAUCUCAGGGGCAAGUCUAUCUUUAGAAUUGACAGAUUACGCAAGACUACACAACACACACUCCAGACACAGAUAUGCCAAAUAAAUUACGAACAGUAUUAUUUAGAUCUGCGUAACAGUAAACUCAUCGUAUGUGUA